AGGAAGUAUUUUCAGUUUUUAAACACAUUGGCGUACCUUCUUUCUGAUCUUUCAUGUUCAACAUGGGCUACCUCUUUCUUAUUUCUGUUUUCAUUUUGUCCUUGCUAUGUUUCUCUUCUCUAAGCCAAGCCCAACAGCCUUAUGUAGGACUGGCAACGACGGAUUGUGCCAACGCAGAUACUUCCAAUUCUGUUCUUGGGUACACCUGUAAUGGCCUAAACAGGAGUUGCCAAGCUUACCUCAUUUUCAGGUCUUUAUCUCCUUUUGACUCUGUUGUCUCCAUCUCUACACUCUUCGGUUCGGACCCAUCUCAGGUCUCCCAAAUAAAUUCAGUUUCUGAGACAGCAACAUUUGACACCAAUAAAAUGGUGAUAGUUCCCGUUACCUGCUCUUGUUCAGGCCCAUAUUACCAGGCUAACACAUCUUAUGUUAUUAAGAGCAAUGACAAUUAUUUCUCUAUUGCAAAUAACACUUUCCAAGCCCUCUCAACCUGUCAAGCACUCCAGGAUCAAAACAGUUAUGCUGGUACUAAUUUAAUUGUUGGUGCAAGAGUCGUUGUUCCUGUUAGAUGUGCUUGUCCCACAAAGAACCAAACAGAUGUGGGUAUUCAGUAUCUCUUGAGCUACCUAGUCCAGAGCGGUGAUACUGUUACAAGCAUUAGCACAAAAUUUGGUGGGAAUACAGUGAGAACUCUCGAAGCUAAUAUGAUUUCUGAACAAACAACCAUUCACUACUUCACUACACUUCUAGUUCCUCUGGAAAAGCCACCAUCCUCUGCUCAAACAAUAGAGUCACCACCGCCUCCGCCUCCAUCUUCAACUUCUGAUUCUUCCCAGAAUAAAGGCUCAAACAAAACAUGGAUUUAUGUCGUAGUAGGGGUUGUUGCAGGAACUAUUCUUCUAUUGAUAUUGGGAACCAUUAUUUACUGUCGAUGCUUUCUUAAAAGUAAUAAGAAGGAAACUGAUUCAAGGAUUGUCUCAAAGAGUUUUGAGGCACGUGAGAAACCAAUGAAAAAUGAGCUAAAUGAAGAAUCUCAGGACUUCUUGGACAGUAUGUCUAGCAUAGCUCAAUCUCUCAAAGUGUACCGUUUUAAAGAGCUUGAAUCUGCAACAGAUAAUUUCAGCCCCAUCUGUUGGAUUAAAGGAUCUGUUUAUCGUGGCAUAAUAAAUGGUGAUGUUGCCGCAAUUAAGAAAGUAAAUGGAGACGUGUCAAAGGAGAUAAAUUUGUUGAACAAGAUCAAUCAUUCUAAUGUUAUCCGCCUCUCUGGCGUUUGUUUCAAUGACGGCAGUUGGUAUCUGGUUUAUGAGUUCGUUGACAAUGGACCCUUGAGUGACUGGAUUUAUGACAACAGAAAUGAAGAGAAAGUUUUAAAUUGGGCACAAAGAAUACAAAUCGCAUUGGAUGUAGCCACGGGACUUGACUAUCUGCAUAGCUUCACCAGCCCUCCUCAUGUUCACCAAGAUAUAAACAGCAGCAAUGUUCUACUUGAUAGUGAUUCCAGGGCUAAAAUAGCAAACUUUGCUCUAGCAAGGCCAACAGAGGGAAAGGAAGGUGAGUUCGCCUUGACAAGGCACAUUGUAGGAACUAAAGGCUUCAUGGCUCCUGAGUAUCUGGAAAAUGGUCUAGUUUCCACAAAGCUUGAUGUCUAUGCAUUUGGUGUUCUGAUGCUGGAGAUACUCACUGGGAAAGAGGCUUCUGCAUUUUAUGGAGAAGAGAAUAAGUUUUUAUCAAAUGCCCUGGAUGUUGCACUUAACAAGGAAGAUGGCCUAGAAAGUUUGAGGCACUUCAUCGAUCCUUCAAUGCUAGGGAACUACCCUCAAGAACUAGCCAUUUUUGUGAUCAGGUUGGCCGACAGUUGUUUAAAGAAAAAUCCAGCACAUCGCCCGACCAUGGAUGAAAUAGUGCAGUCUCUCUCAAGAAUUUUGAAAGCUUCACUAGCAUGAGAAUUGUCAAACAACAACGCAGGCUACUACUGUUGUAGCGGGAAGUCUUGAUGGAAGAAACUACUAGUUAUUAUAAGAUCUAGGAAAUUGGGUCCCCUUUUUUGUUUCCAUUCCUCCUGGUUUUAUGAUGAAUUAUGUUAACUAAGAUUGAUUAAAGAUGAUUGUACUGAAUAAAUGUAAAAAAUUGUAGAGAGUGGAGGGGUUUUCCCUUCAUCUUGGCUGAAAGUCAAAUUUGAUGGCUGCCUUUCUCUCUGCUGCAAGCUAAUGACAGCAGUCGAAAUCAGCAAUGAAAAUUUGUUAAGAGUGCUUGGAUGAA
Mangifera indica (mango) is the source of this 2259-nucleotide messenger RNA. Its product is annotated as lysM domain receptor-like kinase 4. The transcript has a single exon. Gene Ontology annotation, molecular function: protein kinase activity; ATP binding. The record is from RefSeq and is a predicted model, not a curated record. Bases 54 to 1943 code for a protein of 629 amino acids. Gene Ontology annotation, biological process: protein phosphorylation. NCBI's taxonomy places the organism in Eukaryota, Viridiplantae, Streptophyta, Magnoliopsida, Sapindales, Anacardiaceae.